Trichobilharzia szidati is the source of this 463-nucleotide messenger RNA. Lineage: Eukaryota; Metazoa; Platyhelminthes; Trematoda; Strigeidida; Schistosomatidae. The record is from the annotation of a GenBank genome assembly.
UGUAAAUAUGAAUCAGACUAGAAAGUAUUGAGGAUUUAUAAUGACUUUUAAACAAACACUUGGAUUUAAGACUUGCUAAAAAAUGAAAAAAAUGAAUUCCCCACAUCACAAAUCGCAACCUGACGAAUUACGGAAUACUCGCGUUAUUCAUAUAUCCCUCCGAAUGGAUUAACCCGCUGCCUUUACUGUACUUGACACUAUCGUGUAUACCUCAGUGUCUUCAAUAAAAAUGAGUGGAGUAUCUAGUCAUAAGAGUAGUGCAGCCUCCAGUGGAUUAUCCCAUACAACACUUGAUGAUGUCAAUCACGAUUUCUUUUUUGAUGUUGGAUAUAUAAAUAAAAAGAAUGUCUCGUGUGAUAAAGUUGCACUGGCUGGAAUAGCACGUCGUGGUGCAGUUGUCGAUGUUGGAACAAUAAUGGUGAGUGUAGCUGAUGUUUCUCUUUGUCACUGGGUGUAUUUGUAA